CUUUUUUAAUGGGCCGAGAAAGGAGGGCCUUUCUACUAGACGACGUCGUUUUCUUGUUGCGAAUACCGUUUCCCUCUUCCCUUAGACCCUCUUGCCCUCUUGCGUCUCGCGGUAAUGGCGGCGGCGACGGAAAAUGACGACACCGGCCUCGAUAAUCAGCUUAAUCAAGGCUCAGAACCGGCACCGGUUGACCUUUCGCCUCCGGAAGAACAGAAACCUUUGUCGAAGAAUGCACAGAAGAAGCAACUGAAGCAGCAAAGAUACGAAGCGAAGAAAGCUGAGAAGAAGGCACAGGAGAAGGAGCACAAGAGGAAGGAAGGUGAGAGAAAGCACAAGGAGUGGGAAGAAACGCUAGCGAACGCGACGGAGGAAGAGAGGCUGAAGCUGAUAGAGUCUAGGAAGAAUCUUCGGAAGGAGAGAAUGGAGAAGAGGUCGGAGGAGAAAGAGAAGAAGAAGGAGCGGCUCACUCGAGCCAAAGAGAUCGGUCAAAAUGUCGUCAUAGAUGUUGAUUUUGCUCAUCUCAUGUCCGAGUCCGAGAUCUCCAGCCUCGUUCAGCAGAUAAUGUAUUGCUAUGCGGUGAAUGGGAGAAGCACUUCCCCUUGUCAUCUAUGGCUUACAGGAGUCCAAGGGGAGAUGAGUACUCAGCUUGACAAGCUUCCAGGUUUUGAGAAAUGGUUCAUAGAGAAGGAAAGUCGGUGUUACAUUGAGGCAAUGGCUGAUCGGAAAGAGGAUUUGGUCUACCUUACUGCGGAUUCCGAAACUGUUUUGGAUGACCUUGACCCCAAGAGUAUCUACAUUAUUGGUGGCUUAGUGGAUCGAAACCGGUUCAAAGGGAUCACCAUGACCAAGGCACAAGAACAAGGCAUUCAAACAGCUAAACUUCCCAUAGGAGAGUAUAUGAAAAUGUCAAGUUCUCAGGUUCUCACUGUGAACCAAGUUGUGGAGAUACUCGUGAAGUUUCUGGAAACGAGGGACUGGAAAACAUCGUUCUUCACUGUGAUUCCUCAGAGGAAAAGAACCGGAGUUGAUCUUGUUGACUGUUCGAAAUUGGAACCUCUUUCUGAAGAGCAUCAAGAGAAAGAGGGUGAUGCGGACGAGAGUACGGAGAAACAUGAACUUCUGGAGAGGAAAAAGGUAUGCAUUGAAGUUCCUCUGGAAAGUGGUAGCUAGAUGAAGACUAUGCGUAUGAGAGCUGUUUUUGUUUCCAUUGAACACUGAUUUCUGGAGCUGAGAAUUGGAAUAUGGAAUGCUUAAGUCCCUUUAUAAUGAAAAUGAAAUUUUCACUGUCGUUUCCUAAUAUUAAAGAUCGCACGCAUGCUGUUUGGAAACCUAAUGCUUUAUUAACAUAACUUUUCCACAAGAAAGAUCAGAUGAAAACACCAGGUUCGUUCAAGGAGAAGAUAAUAAACAGAUACAAAGCAUCAUUUUUUUUUCUUUGCUUAACUUGAACUCAAAAACUAUAAGUUGCCCCUACUAACAGUUAUGAGUUAUGACUCUCCCUCUGUCAGCUGUCAACUUAAUUAGCCAUUGUUCUCAGUACUUAUGUUGCUGAGUAGGAAAUACUUCAACUCUGGCGCCACUUGUUGCCGAUGAUGAACCACCCAUUUUAGAAUUAGGUUCGUUCCCACUGAAAACAAACCCGUUCUGAUGACGAUAAUGGUACUGCGCCAUGUGAAUCCCUGGCACAGCCCCGUAGGCUCCAUACUCGGCCAUGGUACCAUUAGGCCUCUUGACCACCAAGCUGCUGGUCAUACUAACCGAUCCAGCACCGCAGCUAACCCCUCUGUCACCUUCCAACUCUCUGUAGCGGUGGAGGUACAAUGUGAGUGGCUCGAUGUAAUCAUCAAAACCAAGCUUGCUCAUUGCCCACAAGACAUCCUCAGCAGUGAUGGUCUUGCGCUGUUCCCGCUGGCAACGCUCGUUGGCCUCCCCUGUUAUGAAGCUGAUGUACUCCGAGACACACUCUUGGAUCGUCUCCUUGGAGUCGUCUGAAAUCUUGGCGUGAGCAGGCAAGAUCCUCCGCAUGAUCCGAAUCACGUUGGCAAUAGGCAUGAACCUGUCUUGCUCUCUCACCGUGCACUCCUCUUCGCCGCCAUUAGCGGUUUUGCUAGGCUGGUUGAAUUCUGUGAGAUGCAUGCUGCCCUCUGCCAUCAAAAACUUCGCUGGGUAAACGCAACAAAAAACAAAGAAAAUUGAGUUUUAGUGCAUAAUCGAUUUGUAAACUGUUUUAAGUUGCGAAAGUUUGAGCUUUUAUGACGUCUGCAUGCGCCAUUAGCACACCGGAUUCUAAGACUGACAAAAGCUUCAAUUGCAA
Thlaspi arvense is the source of this 2314-nucleotide messenger RNA. The record is from the annotation of a GenBank genome assembly. NCBI's taxonomy places the organism in Eukaryota, Viridiplantae, Streptophyta, Magnoliopsida, Brassicales, Brassicaceae.